UCGUUUUUGAAGUCAUAGGAAACUUAAAGAUGGCGGCAAACACGAAAAGAAUAGUUUAUGUGGGUGGAUUAGCAGAAGAAGUUGAUGAGAAAGUUCUUCAUGCUGCUUUUAUACCAUUCGGUGAUAUUGUUGACAUUCAAAUUCCUCUAGAUUAUGAGACACAAAAGCACAGAGGCUUUGCUUUUGUGGAGUUUGAAUUAGCAGAGGAUGCAGCUGCUGCUAUUGACAACAUGAAUGAUUCUGAGCUCUUUGGAAGAACAGUAAGAGUUAAUUUGGCUAAACCAAUGAAGAUCAAAGAAGGCUCAACACGAGCAGUUUGGGCUGAUGAUACGUGGCUGAAACAACACGCUGGUGAGACAUUAGAACUGGAAGACCAGGAGAAGGAAGGCCUUAAACGGCCUGCUCAGGAAGCUGAGGAGGAAGAAGAACCACAGAAAAAGAAAGUGAAGAACAAUCCAGAAGUGUACCUUGAUAUUAAAAUAGGAGGAGAGGAAAUUGGCAGGAUAAGGAUCCUUCUUAGGAAAGACAUAGUACCUCGUACAGCAG
Messenger RNA from Limulus polyphemus (Atlantic horseshoe crab), 546 nucleotides. Its product is annotated as peptidyl-prolyl cis-trans isomerase E-like. The record is from RefSeq and is a predicted model, not a curated record. Gene Ontology annotation, molecular function: RNA binding. The annotation marks the transcript as partial. Lineage: Eukaryota; Metazoa; Arthropoda; Merostomata; Xiphosura; Limulidae. The transcript is spliced from 7 exons.